Funneliformis geosporum is the source of this 143-nucleotide messenger RNA. Lineage: Eukaryota; Fungi; Glomeromycota; Glomeromycetes; Glomerales; Glomeraceae. The record is from the annotation of a GenBank genome assembly.
GGGAUCAAACAACACCUAGAACAAAAAAAGAAAUUAUUUCGCCUACUGAAUCCUUUGAAGAUAUCUUGGAUUGGUAUAAGAGAAUUGAUAAUACUUUAGAAGAAAAAAAUAAAACAUCUGAUCGUUCUCUUAUUUCCAAAUAG